CCGGAAGAAGUCGCGCAACCUCGUCCCACCAGCCCCUCCCCCGGACCCUCGUCGCAAGUAGGCGGUACGGCAGAGCAGCCACAAGUCAUCAAUGGCGUCGACAUGUUCGCGCGCAACGAAGCGGUCACGGGCUCGUUCGACGUCGAUCCAAUGUUGGAAACCCAACCUCUCAUGAUGCCGUCAGACAUGUCCAAAGCACAUGCGGCUGUCUGGGGCACAAGCACGUCCCCACUGCAAUUGAACGCAGCUUUCCGAUCGCUGAAACUCUCCGUUACGGUGGACGUCGCUGUUGUCGGGCCGCCUACGCACGAACCGCGCCGGCGGAGGACACCAGUGCGACUAUGUGCGUCCACCCGGUCGGAGCCGGUAAUCAUGAACAUUCGCGAAGUCGACCUCCGAUACUGCCUGGACCUCCAUGUCGAGUCAAAGUCCGGAGACAUCACCGUCCUCCUCCCGCCCUCCUUCUCCGGCCCCAUCAUCAUCCAGAAGAAGAAGGCCGACUCGCUCACCCUCCUCCCCGACUUCGCCACCACCACCCGCACCCUCCGCACGACGGACCACGAGACCGUGCUCCUCGUCUCCUCCCCCGCGUUCCCCGUCCCCGCGAUCGACAAGCCGCUCGCGCAGACGGCCGACGACGACCUCGCCCGCGCCCUCCUCCACGCCAAGCACGGGCGCAUCACCAUCGGGCUCUCC
Messenger RNA from Epithele typhae, 696 nucleotides. RefSeq lists its product as uncharacterized. The record is from RefSeq and is a predicted model, not a curated record. The transcript has 3 exons. The annotation marks the transcript as partial. NCBI's taxonomy places the organism in Eukaryota, Fungi, Basidiomycota, Agaricomycetes, Polyporales, Epitheliaceae.